ACGUCGUUACUAUUGACGCCGUAUUUUACUAAACGUCGACAUUUCAAUCUUGGAGAACUGUGUGAGGGUGUGUUUUAUCUUCACGGAUACCUGAAAUGCAUGUCGAUAGCUAUACCUGGUCAAGAGUAUAAAACAAUGAGCUCAGUGGAAACACAAGUGGACAUCUCGGACCCCGAGGGAGUUUUGGGAGUGAUCCGGUCUCUACAUGGUCAGCUCCAGGACCUACAAAAUGUCAACCAGGAAUUACUCCAAGGACGGGAGGAUCGGAUUCAAACCAGUGCAGAUCUAAGCAAUCAAGUCUCAGAGAGAAUUUCUGAUUUACUGAAUACAGCCGAGACCAUGGAAAGGUCAAUAAGCGAAGACGGUUCCGCGAUUUCCUCAACAGACCAGGAGCUGCAAGACCUUCUGAACGAAAAGGAAAGACUUGAAGCCAGAGUUGGUGGGCAGGUGCAGGCUUUAACUGAUAAGGAUAUCGCUAACGAGGAAAGAUUAAGUGGGUUCGUCGCAGAAGAACUUUCCAGAAAAAUAGAAGAACUCUCAAAUCUUCAAGAUAGACUUGCAAGUGCACAAAAAGAGUUCAGGAGCGAAUGGGAACAGUUAAAGGUGGAAAUCCAGCAGUAUGAGGCAGAGAAAUCUAAAUAUGAGGAUACAGCAAAUCAUCUGGUAGAACUACAACUGGCAAAGUUUGUCGGCGCUCAUUCAGGGUCAGACGGUUCCAGCGGCUCUCUUAUCAAGAGAAUAGUUACUCACCACCUUAACCAGUUAACCCAAACAGAUCUCAGGAAACAGUUAACAGAAUCGCGUAUGAAAGAGAAGGAUCUAGAGAAUGAGAUAGGUGACCUUGUAAAACAAAAGCAGCAGCUUUGGAAGCGAUGUCUUGACCUUGAAAGUUGUCUCGAGGAAAUACAAGAUACGUCAGACGACACUGUCAUGCUCCGACCGGCAGCAGCAUUCACUAACCUUCCUGAUGUUUCUGAAAAUAAAGUUCUUUUUCCCGAGACGAGUGACCUUGACCUUUCAGCAGACGAUAACCAUGGACUAAUGCUCCAUAGAUGUCACAAGAAAACUCACUUGGUAGUUGAACUAUCUGCUGAAGAACGCGAGGAGGCCAAAGCAACAGUUCAAGCAGACGUCGGUCCUACAGACACCGAAAACUUGUCGCUUGCUGGCCCCGCAGACACUGAGCAAGUGUCGCACAUUCAGGAAACACAGGAACCAAUCACUUCAGCAGCAGACGACAGUGGGCAGGAACCGGAGGAAGAAGAAGAACGGCCACAAGACGAUACAUCCACUCAGACAAAGCAUGAUUUAGAGUCGGUCGUUGAAGCACCAAAGACAGAGGAAAAGACGAGACCAACAGCCCAAAUAUUGACCGACGAUAUUACACAUGCAACAGGCCAUGCUGAAGACAUCACAUUUAUUAACAAGCUCCGGAAGCGAGUCGGUCUUAGCGGAAGAAGCUCUUCAUCACAGAGAAUAAAAGGAGGGGCACCAAAACUUGCAGCUUCCGGUUCAAUGCGGCAUUUUUCUCCUAGUAACUUCCUGAAGAGAAAACGAUAAUAUCUAAUAUUUAAAUAUAACCGUGUGAAAAUGUUA
Messenger RNA from Mercenaria mercenaria, 1596 nucleotides. Its product is annotated as calcium-binding and coiled-coil domain-containing protein 1-like. The coding region runs from base 100 to 1560 and encodes 486 amino acids. The transcript is spliced from 11 exons. Lineage: Eukaryota; Metazoa; Mollusca; Bivalvia; Venerida; Veneridae. The record is from RefSeq and is a predicted model, not a curated record.